This is a messenger RNA of Trichophyton rubrum CBS 118892, 1889 nucleotides long. RefSeq lists its product as uncharacterized. The record is from RefSeq and is a predicted model, not a curated record. The coding region runs from base 1 to 1482 and encodes 493 amino acids. The transcript is spliced from 3 exons. Lineage: Eukaryota; Fungi; Ascomycota; Eurotiomycetes; Onygenales; Arthrodermataceae.
AUGGACACUCCGUAUGUGUUCCGGUAUCUGGAUCUCACCAAUUGCAAGGGCGCCCAGCUCUCGUGGAUGCCUGCCAUCCACGGCAACUUGAGUGCUGCUCGUAUAACGGAUCAGCCCAUGGCGGAGGAACAGCUCUACUCAGCACCCCUGCGGACCAUAUUCGACGACCUGGGCCGACGGUCGGUCCUCCAAGACGUCCGGACGCUGAUUCUCGACGGCCUCCCAGUCACGGCCGAGCUGGUCUCAGACAUCCUCUUGACCGACCGCUUCCGCGUCUCCCUUCUCUCGAUCCGGGGAUGCCUCCAUCUCGACGAGCACAAGCUCCGGCAGGUCAUUGAAUACGCGGUACGGCCCGACCGCGCCAAGGGGUCGCCAAGCGUAAAGGGAAUCUACUAUUUCUCUCCCAAGCCCAUCGCUGUUGCGACUCCGGCAACUCCUGCGACUCCUGCCAGCAGCGCCAGCCCAUCAGACGACAGGAGGCUGCCAGGCUGCAACACGUCGACGCUUGGCCACCGAGACUCGUCAAACCAUCGCCGGCACCGCCAGCGUCAUCACCGCACCUUACAUCGCUCUGAUCUGGGCUCGACUGUCGUGCAGGCGGAGGAGCCCGUUGAUCGAUCAGGGGUGCUCGCAAACCGCCCAGGCUGCCUAUCUCUGGGCAGCGAGUGGUACCGCGAGCCAGGCCAAGUCCUGAAACUGCCCUCGGUGCAGAAUGGAUGGGCGCAUACGCUGCAGCUCUGCCAAGGAGUAAUAUCCUUUGACGCUCCCCUGUGUAGGGGCGCCAGACACGAUCCAAAUCUGUAUAUCAUGUACACCAAUAAUGAGAGUCACCAACAAUACCACCAGGCUAUCAACAGCCAAUUUCAGCACCCUCAAGGCGAUAAUACUCUCUCGGUUAUCACUGCUGUCUCUGGCCCCCUUUUGCCUCCUGCCAUUGCGACUGUCUCGCUAGGACCGGCGGGCUGCGAUGGGUGCCGCACCUCUCCUGAGGGGCCCCUGGUAUGGCAGCAGUCCCCCGAGCAGCAUUUUCCGCUGCUGACACCGCCGCCCUUGCACUCUUACAAGACCGCCGUCGCCAAGGCUCCCACUCUCCGCCUAGAUGAAUCCCCAGUGUUAAUCGCCCAGUGUGAAGAGUGCCUAAGAGGCCGGCGAUGUCACAGGUGCAACCGAUGGAUGUGUGCUGCAUGUUUGCCUGAUACAACCAAGCCGUGGCCACCAAAAGUACAAAAACUUGGGCUGGAGACAGCAGGCGACUCAACUUUAUCAGUAAAGUAUCAGAAUCGACCAUUCAUGCGCAGGGACUGUUGGGAAUGCGGACCUACUUGCCUGUCUUGUAUGAUUGAGGUACUCCGUUCAUGCGUUGCCUGCGGAGGAGAAUACUGUAUCGACCAUAACGAUGGUUGCUCGCCCACUAAGGUAAUUAAGCCAAUGAUAAUGACCGCCGUCAAAAGCAUAGAGAGAGAGAGAGCUACAUGGUAUUAACAUACUUCUCACAGUGCGAUUGGUGCAAUACUACUACUCCACGCCGAAUGAUACGCGAGCUUCACUAACUAUCGUAUGUCAUCGAACCUGUAGGGUGUUAGCCCGAUGAGGUUUGACCGAUUCAAGCUCGAGUGCCUCAUCCAUUUUGAAUCCUGUCUUCAUCAUAACCUUUUGAACAGAGUCCGUAUCUUGGACUUUAGCUUCUCUCCACUCUUGACCAAUUCCUAUCUUGUUGGCCACGUCUUUUACAUAUCCCAUCUGCGCAUCAAAUUUUAAGGCUCGGUGUACGGAGUAUUCUGUAUCUGUUUGCUCCAUGCCCUCUCUCUCCACUCUUAUUUCCACCGUUCCUGCUUCUUCCAUGUCCUCUUUAUCUCCCCGAUUUGGCUGCUGGGUCGAGAUUCUAUUUC